Chinchilla lanigera (long-tailed chinchilla) is the source of this 1937-nucleotide messenger RNA. It is a transcript of the gene Slc52a2, whose product is annotated as solute carrier family 52 (riboflavin transporter), member 2. NCBI's taxonomy places the organism in Eukaryota, Metazoa, Chordata, Mammalia, Rodentia, Chinchillidae. The transcript has 5 exons. Bases 377 to 1714 code for a protein of 445 amino acids. Gene Ontology annotation, cellular component: plasma membrane. Gene Ontology annotation, molecular function: riboflavin transmembrane transporter activity. The record is from RefSeq and is a predicted model, not a curated record. Gene Ontology annotation, biological process: riboflavin transport.
AACCCCGCUUCCGGGGAGGGCGGGCCGCUGCGGCGGCCUAAGUCCGGCUGGGGCAGGAGAGUGCGCAGCCAUCCUGCAGGGCUGCGCCCGGGGCCGGGAUUGUGCGCUCGCUGGCCGGAAGGCCGGCCGCGGAGCCGGCAGCGCGGGGCCACGCCCCCUCGCCACCGGCAGCGCUGGGUUCGUAGAAACCCACCAACUGCUCGCGGAUCCCCGGUCGUUGGGAGAGGGCUUCGCUGUUUUCCCAGUACAAAAGGCUGGUCCUCUGUGGCUAACAGGCUGGAAGAGGUCUUUCAAGCCCAGAAGAGCCGGAGCGUCUUAGAACUUAGGUGGGGAGACAGCGGUCUGUGACCUUCCGCCCUCCUCCUCCUUUGGCCUCAUGGCAGCACCGCCGCUGGGCCGUCUGGUGCUGACCCACCUGCUGGUGGCCCUCUUCGGCAUGGGGUCUUGGGCUGCAGUGAAUGGCAUCUGGGUGGAACUGCCCGUGGUGGUGAAAGACCUCCCUGAGAGUUGGAGCCUCCCGGCGUACCUCUCUGUGCUUGUGGCACUGGGGAACCUGGGUCUGCUGGUGGUGACCCUGUGGAGGCGGCUGGCCCCGGGCAAAGGGGAGCGGGUCCCCAUCCAGGUGGUGCAGGGGCUGGGCAUAGUAGGCACAGCCCUGCUGGCCCCUCUGUGGCACCACGUGGCCCCAGUGGCAGGGCAGCCCCACUCUGUGGCCUUUCUAACGUUGGCAUUUGUGCUGGCGCUAGCCUGCUGUGCUUCUAAUGUCACUUUCCUGCCCUUCCUCAGCCACCUUCCACCUCCCUUCUUACGGUCUUUCUUCCUGGGUCAAGGCCUCAGUGCCCUGCUGCCCUGUACGCUGGCCCUCAUUCAAGGUGUGGGCCGCCUUGAGUGCCUGCCUGCUCCUGCCAAUGGCACCUCUGGUCCCAGCUACUUCCCUGAGCGUUUUCGUGCCAGCACCUUCUUCUGGGCACUGACUGCCCUCCUGGUCACUUCAGCUGCGGCCUUCCAGGGUCUCCUGCUGUUGCUGCCAUCACCACCAUCUGUACCCACAGGCAGUCCAGGGCAGGGCCUGCGAGUGGGAGAACCAGGAGUAGAGGAAGAUGAAGAGGAAGAAGCUUCACCAUUGCAGGAGCCACCCAACCAGGCAGCAGGCACCACUGUCAGCCCAGACCCUAAGGCCCAUCAGCUGUUCUCAGCCCGUGGUGCCUGCUUGCUGGGCCUGCUGGCCAUCACCAAUGCACUGACCAAUGGUGUGCUCCCUGCUGUGCAGAGCUUUUCCUGCUUACCCUAUGGGCGCCUGACUUACCACCUGGCAGUGGUGCUGGGCAGCUCUGCCAACCCCCUUGCCUGCUUCUUGGCCAUGGGCAUCCUGUGCAGGUCUCUGACAGGACUUGGUGGCCUCUUUCUGCUGGGGAUGCUCUUUGGGGCCUACUUGAUAACAUUGGCAGUCCUGAGCCCCUGCCCUCCCCUAGUGGGCACCUCUACAGGCGUGGUCCUUGUGGUGCUGUCAUGGGUGCUGUGCAUGGGCCUCUUCUCAUAUGUCAAGGUGGCAAUCAGCUCCGUGCUACAUGGUGGUGGCCAGCCCGCAUUGCUAGCGGCUGGCGUAACUAUCCAGGUGGGCUCCCUGCUUGGUGCUGUUGCUAUGUUCCCUCCUACUAGUAUCUACCACGUAUUCCACAGUGGACAGGAUUGUGUGGACUCGUGUGGCCGCUGAACCUGAGCAGGUGGGAACUCACACCACCCUACUACUCUCCACCUGGAACUCCGACAAGUCCCUGAGUACCUGCGGGCAGCCCACGGAGGCUGCUCACGCUGACCCACUCAGGACACUGGCACACUCCACAGGAGACUCUGGCACUUGAGGGGAUACCAGACAUCAGGAACAGGUUGAGGCCUGGGGUCUUUGUGUAAUUUGGAGAAUAAAGUGUUUUUAUUAA